AUGGAGAACCGCCGCUUGAGUCAAGAGUCGGGGAACGCAGAAAGGAAGGGUGUGAAGCAGGGAGAAGAGGAGAAGAAGAGAAGAGAAGAGGAGGCGGCGAAGUGGUUCCAGAAGGGUCGGCCAGUUUGGGGGGAGCAGAAGUCCGGGGGAAACGAUAAGGGCGUGUCGCAUGUCUCGUAA
This is a messenger RNA of Penicillium macrosclerotiorum, 180 nucleotides long. RefSeq lists its product as uncharacterized. The record is from RefSeq and is a predicted model, not a curated record. Lineage: Eukaryota; Fungi; Ascomycota; Eurotiomycetes; Eurotiales; Aspergillaceae. The transcript is spliced from 2 exons. Bases 1 to 180 code for a protein of 59 amino acids.